Scylla paramamosain (green mud crab) is the source of this 1454-nucleotide messenger RNA. RefSeq lists its product as uncharacterized. The coding region runs from base 234 to 1163 and encodes 309 amino acids. Lineage: Eukaryota; Metazoa; Arthropoda; Malacostraca; Decapoda; Portunidae. The transcript has 10 exons. The record is from RefSeq and is a predicted model, not a curated record.
UAAAAACUAUUGGUUGGGUGGUUAACAUGACUGGGCACCACAGUGGUAUGUGUGGUGUGUGAAUGCUCUCAGGAGUACCCCAAAGAUCGGUCUUUACGAGUUCUUUAGACUCUUUCCGGAGGGGUAUGACUGGCUUCGGCUGGGAGACCAAUAUUAUUCGGAAACACGCUUCUGAGGGUUCAUUUCAUCAUUUGGAGGGCGCGAAUCUGAGUCGACGCUAAGUAAGAUAAGCCAUGGCAUGCCUUAGUUUCCUCAAAAACAUCAUACCAGGUAUAUCCAACACACUCAUAUGCAAGGUAUUGAAUAUCCGCUUGGAGCUGAGUGAAGGAUUCCUUGUGCUGCGAGUGAAGGACAACACCAAAACUAAUAUUUUAUUCAGGAAGUUUCAACUGAGCUGUGUAAAACAAGAGAUCAUUGACAACAGUGUGCAGAUUGAUGUGUGGCAGACUUCCUCUCAUCAAGUGGACAUCUUGGUCAAGUGUACAGCCGAUGGAGUGGUGCCAUAUCUUAAGGAAGGGGCAACAGUGUGUCUGAACGGGGUGGAGUGCCGUGCUGUGCCAUUAGGAUCCACCAAUGUGGUGCAUGAGCUGUACCUCAACAACGAGAGUGGAAACAAACUGCGUGUCAUUCCUUGUGAUGACUUUAAAUUUUCUGUACAGGAAAGACUGGACAACGCACUGUACAUUGAUGGCAGAGCCUUCCUGGGAACCAUUGAGCUGAUCAAGAUCCGUAAUGGUUUGUGUUUUUAUCUGCUUUGUGAGGUGAUGAAGGUUAGCCGAGAGGAGAGCACAGGUCAUAUGGUGAUGAGAGUGAGAGACGCCACCAAAAUCAGGAUUGCAACAAAGAAGUAUGACGUGGACAACCACAGCCAGAGUGACAAAGAAGAGAGUUUUGAUAUUAACUCCAAUGCAGUAGAUAUUUUGGUCACUUCACCACCACAGAACCUCAGUGACUUGACUAAUAAAAUUCUAAAAUUGGGAAUAGUGAGAUGUGACAAAGUGUCUUGCAAUAAUCCUGACCUCAGAUACAUGCAUGUCCUCAGUGUUGAUGCAUCCCAGUCUUCUUUAUGGGAAUUAUCUGAGUCGCUGAGAUGUGUUGAGACCCUGAGAAGCAAGCUCAAUACUGAACGCUUACCCAAGAAGAAGAGGGCAAAGAAGAACUAGUGAGGAGAGGAAUCCAGUCUUAAGGAUAUCUUGCUGCCUGAAGAUGUCCAAAAGUUUGCCAUGGUAAAAUGAAGUCCCAGAGAAGAUGAGAAAGGAAAGCACAAGAACAGGCUGCCAGAGGAACUAGAUGAGAGGCAUUACUUGAGGAAAAUAUAUUAUUCUUGUUUCAUUUGAUACUUGAAAUAGAAGGAACAUUUGUUAUUGCAGGGAAGCUGAUGUAAUUUUGUAAAAUCAUUUCAUGUUCAUUUCUGUGUAAAAUGUACUUUGAAAAAUAAGCAAAUGAUAAAGCUA